This is a messenger RNA of Manis javanica (Malayan pangolin), 3818 nucleotides long. The record is from RefSeq and is a predicted model, not a curated record. Lineage: Eukaryota; Metazoa; Chordata; Mammalia; Pholidota; Manidae.
CUUCCUCUGCAUCUGGAUAUGAAGGGAGACACAGAAAAGCGGAAGGGUUUAGAGGCACCCGGGGUAGGUUUGCAUUUGUUUUGUUUCCAAAAAUUAAACAAAUGCUCCUUCAGCAUCACCUCCGCUGCUUUAUCAGUCCAACCUGUGUGUGUGGAUCUCCACGAGGUUCCGGCAGGAGCUCUGCAGGUGCAUCAGCCCUUCUUUUGGUUUUGUUUGGGAGGAAGCGGGAGGGCCGGGGCGCCUGCGCCGGCCAGGCUUCACGCUCUCACAAGGGCGUGCUUAGUGAUCACUACUGUACUGAACACUGUUUCUAACGUCUUCUCGUGAAAGGAGAAAGCUUCAUAGCCUCAGCCAUGAAGGAAAGCAGUCGCCUAGGGCAUGGAGCUAGAGAACUAUGAGCAGCCGGUGGUUCUGAGAGAGGACAACGGCCGCAGGCGCCGGAGGAUGAAGCCACGCAGCACGGCGGCCAACCUAUCCUCCAUGGAGCUCAUCCCCAUCGAGUUCGUGCUGCCCACCAGCCAGCGCAACAGCAAGACCCCCGAGAUGGUGCUGCUGCACGUGGCCGGCCACGGCAACGUGGAGCAGAUGAAAGCCCAGGUGUGGCUGCGCGCGCUGGAGACCAGCGUGGCGGCAGACUUCUACCACCGGCUCGGCCCCGACCACUUCCUCUUGCUCUACCAGAAGAAGGGGCAGUGGUACGAGAUCUAUGACAAGUACCAGGUGGUGCAGACCCUGGACUGCCUGAGCUACUGGAAGGUGCUGCGCUGGAGCCCCGGCCAGAUCCACGUGGUGCAGCGGCGCACACCCUCGGAGGAGACGCUGGCCUUCCAGCAGCAGCUCACAGCCCUGAUCGGCUACGACGUCACCGAUGUCAGCAACGUGCACGACAAUGAGCUGGAGUUCACGCGCCGCAGGCUGGUCAGCCCCCGCAUGGCUGAGGUGGCCAGCCGUGACCCCAAACUCUACGCCAUGCACCCCUGGGUGACGUCCAAGCCCCUCCCCGAGUACCUGUUGAAGAAGAUUACCAACAACUGCAUCUUCAUCGUCAUUCACCGCAGCACCACCAGCCAGACCAUAAAGGUCUCGGCCGACGACACCCCAGGCACCAUCCUCCAGAGCUUCUUCACCAAGAUGGCCAAGAAGAAGUCUCUGAUGGACAUCCCCGAAAGCCAGAACGAACAGGAUUUUGUGCUGCGCGUCUGCGGCCGGGAUGAGUACCUGAUGGGUGAGACGCCCAUCAAAAACUUCCAGUGGGUGAGGCACUGCCUCAAGAAUGGGGAAGAGAUUCACCUGGUGCUGGACACGCCUCCAGACCCAGCCCUGGACGAGGUGAGGAAAGAAGAGUGGCCACUGGUGGAUGACUGCACGGGGGUCACUGGCUACCAUGAGCAGCUGACCAUCCACGGGAAGGACCACGAGAGUGUGUUCACUGUGUCCCUGUGGGACUGUGACCGGAAGUUCAGGGUCAAAAUCAGAGGCAUUGAUAUUCCUGUCCUGCCCCGGAAUGCUGACCUCACGGUUUUUGUGGAGGCAAACAUCCAACAUGGGCAGCAAGUCCUUUGCCAGAGGAGAACCAGCCCUAAACCCUUCACAGAGGAGGUGCUCUGGAAUGUGUGGCUUGAGUUCAGUAUCAAAAUCAAAGACUUACCCAAGGGGGCUCUGCUGAACUUCCAGAUCUACUGCAGCAAAGCGCCAGCACUGUCUGGCAAGGCUUCUGCAGAGUCUCCCAGUUCUGAGGCCAAAGGCAAAGCUCAGCUUCUCUAUUAUGUGAACCUGCUGCUGAUCGACCACCGGUUCCUCCUGCGCCAUGGGGAGUAUGUGCUCCACAUGUGGCAGAUAUCCGGGAAGGCAGAAGACCAAGGGAGCUUCAAUGCUGACAAGCUCACGUCUGCAACCAACCCAGACAAGGAGAACUCGAUGUCCAUCUCCAUUCUUCUGGACAAUUACUGCCACCCCAUAGCGCUGCCCAAGCAUCGGCCCACCCCCGACCCUGAAGGGGACCGGGUUCGAGCUGAAAUGCCCAACCAGCUUCGGAAGCAACUGGAGGCAAUCAUAGCCACUGAUCCACUUAACCCUCUCACAGCAGAGGACAAAGAAUUACUCUGGCAUUUUAGAUAUGAAAGCCUUAAGCAUCCAAAGGCAUAUCCUAAGCUGUUUAGCUCCGUGAAAUGGGGACAGCAAGAAAUUGUAGCUAAAACAUACCAAUUGCUAGCCAGAAGAGAGGUGUGGGAGCAAAGUGCUUUGGAUGUGGGGUUAACAAUGCAGCUCCUGGACUGCAACUUUUCAGAUGAGAAUGUGAGAGCCAUUGCGGUCCAGAAACUGGAGAGUUUGGAGGAUGACGACGUCCUGCACUACCUGCUGCAGCUGGUCCAGGCCGUGAAAUUUGAACCAUACCAUGACAGUGCCCUUGCCAGAUUUCUGCUUAAACGUGGUUUAAGAAACAAGAGAAUUGGUCACUUCUUGUUUUGGUUCCUGAGAAGUGAGAUAGCCCAGUCCAGGCACUAUCAGCAGAGGUUUGCCGUGAUCCUGGAAGCCUAUCUGAGGGGCUGUGGCACAGCCAUGCUGCACGACUUUACCCAGCAAGUCCAAGUAAUCGAGAUGUUGCAAAAAAUCACCAUUGAUAUUAAAUCGCUCUCUGCUGAAAAGUAUGAUGUCAGUUCCCAAGUCAUUUCACAACUUAAGCAAAAGCUUGAAAACCUGCAGAACUUUAAUCUCCCAAAGAGUUUUAGAGUUCCAUAUGACCCUGAACUGAAAGCAGGAACACUGGUGAUCGAAAAAUGUAAAGUGAUGGCCUCCAAGAAGAAGCCCCUAUGGCUUGAGUUUAAAUGUGCCGACCCUACAGCUCUAUCAAAUGAAACAAUUGGAAUUAUCUUUAAACACGGUGAUGAUCUGCGCCAAGACAUGCUUAUUUUACAGAUUCUACGAAUCAUGGAGUCUAUCUGGGAGACUGAAUCUUUGGACCUCUGCCUCCUUCCAUAUGGUUGCAUUUCAACUGGUGACAAAAUAGGAAUGAUCGAGAUCGUGAAAGAUGCCACCACAAUUGCCAAAAUUCAGCAAAGCACCGUGGGCAACACAGGUGCCUUUAAAGAUGAAGUCCUGAACCACUGGCUCAAAGAAAAAUGUUCCAUUGAAGAAAAGUUUCAGGCAGCCGUGGAGAGAUUUGUUUAUUCCUGUGCUGGCUACUGUGUGGCAACCUUUGUUCUUGGAAUAGGCGACAGGCACAAUGACAAUAUUAUGAUCACAGAGACAGGAAAUCUAUUUCAUAUUGACUUCGGGCACAUUCUUGGCAAUUACAAAAGUUUCCUGGGCAUUAAUAAAGAGAGAGUGCCAUUUGUGCUAACCCCAGACUUCCUGUUUGUGAUGGGAACUUCUGGAAAGAAGACAAGCCUGCACUUCCAGAAAUUUCAGGGUCAGCUCUGUGCCCCAGGGCAACGUCUGACCUGGAUGCCGCACAUAGGCCCUGCGACAUAGUGAGCACUGAGCACGCAUUGGCUGAGUGAAGGAGUGAGCUCUGGAGGGCAGUCCCUGCAUCGGGCAGACUUGGACAAGGCUAGGUAACCUCCUAGGUGGUUACUACUUUUUUUUUCAUGACACUCUGUAUUCUAUGAGUUUAUGAAGCAGCAGCAGGACACAUUGGCAAACUACCUAUUACAGGGACAUUAAUAAGCCCUCAAGAUGCAACUUAAAUAUCCAUACAUUCGAGGAGGAAGGAAACCUAAUUAUGAUGUCUAAUGUUUUAUUUAUUUAUUUAUUUGUUUAUGGUUAUCAAGCAUGAAUAUGAAAACUUUUAUUCUGCCUAGGUUUACUUAAAGUCAUUU